This is a messenger RNA of Acanthoscelides obtectus, 432 nucleotides long. Lineage: Eukaryota; Metazoa; Arthropoda; Insecta; Coleoptera; Chrysomelidae. The record is from the annotation of a GenBank genome assembly.
AUGAUGCUCUCUUGCCGCAAAGUAAAGCCGUUUACUGUAUCAACAAUAUGUUAUAAAGAUAUAACUGAUUACAAAACUUGGUGGCCCAAAUAUUACAAAAAAACUUGUCAAUCUUCAGAUGAAAUAAAAUCCAAAUUUACACUAUCAAAUUACAGGCAGUUUACUUAUGAUAGUUCUACACCUGGAUACCUCAUCACUAGCGAUUAUAUAGGAGGAUUUGUGUCGCAAUGUUUUAAAUUAAUCAAACCUAAAGCCAUGCCAACUUUACCAACUAACCCUGCAUAUUCAAAGACAUUACCAAUAAAUAUAAAGAAAAUUGAUAAUCUAAAAAAAGUCCUGCAAUAUAUGUCGUCAGAAAUAUUGGAAUUCUAUUACCAUAUUACUUCAUGGGAAACCACCAACGCUGAAUGUGAGGCAACUGAGGCGGACUAA